This is a messenger RNA of Prinia subflava (tawny-flanked prinia), 2490 nucleotides long. It is a transcript of the gene GPC5, whose product is annotated as glypican 5. The transcript is spliced from 8 exons. The coding region runs from base 89 to 1804 and encodes 571 amino acids. Lineage: Eukaryota; Metazoa; Chordata; Aves; Passeriformes; Cisticolidae. Gene Ontology annotation, biological process: cell migration; regulation of protein localization to membrane; positive regulation of canonical Wnt signaling pathway. Gene Ontology annotation, cellular component: cell surface; plasma membrane; extracellular region. The record is from RefSeq and is a predicted model, not a curated record.
GAGGGUCCGGCGGGGCGGGCGGUGCCUCCCCCGCGGCGGCGGCUCGGGGCGCCUGGGCCGCGCUCCGUACGGCAGCUGCCGGCGGGCAAUGGGGGGGAAGAGCUGCCGCCUCGCCGUCCUGACCCUCGCCGUCCUGCUCCUGGCCGCCGCCACGGAGGGUGCGGAGCCGCCGCCGAGCUGCGAGGCGGUCCGGAAAGUUUUCCAGCUGCGGCGGCUCGGCCCGCUCGGCGGCGUCCCGGAGUCCCCGCGGGCAGGUGUUGAUCUCCAGGUUUGUACUUCUAAAAGUCCAACAUGCUGUACCAAAAAGAUGGAAGAAAGGUAUCAGACUGCAGCAAAGCAAGAUAUACAGCAAGUGCUCCAAACAUCAAGCGCUGCAUUGAAAUUUUUGAUAUCUCGUAAUGCAGCUGCUUUUCAAGAAACCUUUGAAAUGCUUAUCAGACUGGCUGAGAAUUACACAAGCACACUUUUCUGCAAUGCCUAUAGAACCAUGGCUGCUGAGGCUACUGUGCAUGUGCAGGAGUUUUUCACAGAAGUUGGACUCUUCUUAUUUGGCACAGACGUCAGCACAGAGGAAUUUGUGAACAGAUUUUUUGACACCCUGUUUCCAGUAGUCUACAACCAUGUGAUUAACCCUGGUCCGACUGACAUCUCCCUGGAAUAUGCGGAGUGCCUCCGAGUGGCGAGAAGAGACAUCAAGCCCUUCGGCAACAUUCCCGAAAAGGCCAUAGCGCAAAUGGGAGGAUCACUCUUACCCAGCAGGACUUUCUUGCAGGCUCUGAACUUGGGGAUUGAAGUGAUCAAUACAACAGAUCACCUACACUUCUCUAAAGCCUGCAGCAGAGCUCUGCUGAGAAUGCAGUACUGCCCGCACUGCCAGGGGCUGACGCUGAGCAAGCCCUGCAUGGGCUACUGCCUCAACACCAUGCGAGGCUGCCUGGCUGCUGUGGCAGAAGUUGAUCUCCACUGGCAGGGCUUUAUCCAGGCCCUGGAGGAGCUCUCAGGAGCCCUGAGCGGAGCUCACAGCAUUGAGCACGUGCUGCUGAACUUCCAUUCCCUUGUUCGUGAUGCCCUGGGACAGGCUCGGAUCAAGGGGCCGGAAUUGUCGGAGCAGGUGAAUAAGAUAUGUGGUCCUCCUGUAAGGAAGCCUAAAGAGUCUCCAGGUUGCUCCUUUGAUCAGAAAAAAGAUAAUCAAGGGUUGAAGAUGUUCUCCAGAGACAGCGAAGAAACAUUUGCCCACAGAAGAAAGGAAUUUGUCAGCCACCUCCGGCUCUACAGAGCCUUCUACGGCAGCCUGGCGGAUCAGCUGUGCGGGAAUGAGCUGGCAGCUGCCGAUGGGCUCCCCUGCUGGAAUGGAGAAGAUGUAAUAAGAAGCUAUACACAUCCUGUGGUUGGCAGUGGAAUCAAAGCUCAGUCUGCAAAUCCAGAAGUACAGGUGAAGGGAACAGAUCCUGUAAUAAGUCAAAUUAUUGACAAGCUGAAACAUAUUAUUCAGCAGUUGCAGGGCAAAUCAUUUCCAAGAUGGGAUCUCCAACAAACAGGCAGUGGUGGAGGUGUAGAUGAACAAAUCAGUGGUGAUUGUGAUGAUGAAGAUGGUUGCGGAGGAUCUGGAAGUGGAGAAUUCAAGAGAGUCCUGAAAAUUACAGACCGGAUGCCAGACAAGAGGAACCUCAGUGACGUAAAGCAAAUCCAUCAAAUCAACGAUGGCAGCACUUUAGGCACAGCUGGAGCAGGAUGUACAGCAAUGGCCGAUUAUAUGACAUUUAUGCUGAUCAGUUUGGUAACACUGUUUCUCAGUCUUUGGUAACUGCUUAUUUCUGGCUUGGUAUAUGUGUCUCAUUGUCAUCUAUUUAUCCCCACUCACAAGCCUGGAAUAAGGGAUCUGGUGAAUAUAGCAAUAUUUACAGUAUCUUGUAUAAGAUCAACCACUGAUUGUAGCCCUCAAGAUUAACAAAGAGUUUUGUGUAAUAUUUUACCAGUGUUUUUUUUAAACACAUGUACAGUCAUAAAAGGUUGUGUUUUCUUUUUUAAUACUUUAUGUUGAAAAUAAGUUGUUUAUGAUAAUUGUCUUAAAAGCAAUUUGUAAAAAAAAAUAGAGUGUUACCAAGUUUGACCAGGUCCCUGAAGAUCAUCUAGACCAACCCUGUGCUCAUAGCAGACUCACUGCAUGCAAGUUUCCUAAGGUCAAGUUUGGUUUGUAUUGGAAUGUCUCCAAGGAUGGAGACUCCACUGACUCCCUGGGCUAACUGUUCCAGUGCUUGAGCACUGCUAGCAGACAGUUUUUAGCUAUUGUCUUUCAAUUUGUGCCCCUUGCCCAUUGUGCCCAUUGAGUCCUGUCAUGGCACCAUGGACAAGAGAUUGGCUCCAUCUUCUUUCCUCCCUUUAUCAGGAAUUUAUACAUUUUCAAAAGAUUCUGCUCUGCAUCUUCUCCAGGCAAAAUGGACCCAGCUGCCUCAGCCACUCCUUGUAUAAGAUUUGUUCCCAUACCUUAAA